ACUGUAAAUAAGGUUCAAAAUAUAAUUAGGCGAUUAUUAUAAAAUUCGGAUACUGAUUAGUAGACUAUUUAUUGUGUAAAUUAUUUACAGGAAAUCUACACGGAAGCGAUUUAUCCCGCCCACCAGACCGUGCGUUAUCUGGAAAAAACGACCAAACACCAUGCUCAUCAAGUGAUUUCAGCCUUUCGGUAAUAACGAUUUUAAUCAAUAAUACCUUAUGUUGCAAAAUAUCCCUUUAUUGACUAGUAACACGGCUAGUAGUAGCAUGUUAGCUAGCUAGCUAUUUUUCUUGAGCAAGCUGGAUACAACCCCAGCUUGGUGUGACAACUGUUACCUUGUGAACCUUGCAAUUUGACCAUUUUAUUGAACCUUUGUUGCACUCUUCUACGCUGGACUGUCUUCGCCACUUGGUUGUUAGCUAGCUGGGAGGAGAUGUCACUCUUAUUGGACAGAGAAACAAAUCAGCGAUGUGUCAGUGAUGGACAUGGCAUAUUUCUACCCACUGUGAAUAAUAGGGCUCUCUGAAGAGAUUCACUUUAGGAUCACACACAAACACAGUCCUGACUUGCUCCCACAAGCACAGAUGCUUGAUGCAGAUCCCACUGUGAAAUGAUCUGUGAAAAAGACACACACGCAAGCAGUAUGUCGGAGACCCUUGUCCUCACAUUCCGGACCCAGCUCUCGGGAGUCAUGGAGACGGUCCUGAAGUCAGCCAUAUACGAGAUCACCAGGCUGGUGGAGGACGGCUUCCUGGAGGAGGUGUCCAGGAGCCGAGAGCAGGUCGAGUCGCUGAAGAAGAGGCUGCAGUGGUCGGAGAACAGACGAAGGGAGACGGACAGAGAGGGAGACCGGAGGGGGAAAUGUGCAGACUGUGGGAGAGCUGAUGAGGAAGGUGAAGAGAGAAGCUCUGGAACCUCACAGACAGGUGCGGAGAGAGGGCGUGGCCUGAAGCAGGAGAAGGUACCAGGGGAGGAGUGGAGCAGCUGUGGGGGCGUGGCCGGGGAAACAGCCUUUCAUGAUCUGGAGGAGGCAGAGGCCACCAGUCCUAGGAGAACCUCUGAGUCCACAGAGGUCGCAGGUCAGAAGCUGGACAGUCUGCUGAAAGAGGAGCCUCUCCACAACACUGAGCUACAGGAGAAAUGGGAGUUCUGCCUGGACGGGGCCAAUGGUUCGGACGUCUCAGGGCCCAGUAAGAGUUUCAGUGAGCAGGAGCUGCAGCAGUGCCAGGAUGACUGGGGACCUGGUCUAGACCAGGGGCCUGAACCACCGGGCCCAGAGGGAGACCCAGGGGACCCCACUGACCCUCUCUACCGCCCUCGUUACAGCAUGGAGGAACUGGGGGGCGGCUUUGAGAAGUCUGGUUACGGCGGUGGUGGUGAUGGAGGCCAUCGUCUAGACUUGGAAGGGCUGGAUAGGCUUCCUGGUUCUCCGUCUCGUCUGGGGAGGCUGAGCUAUGGAGCAGUGGGUCACUACCAGGUGAACCUAGGGGGGUCUGAGGGGGGAGACCAUCACCAUCGCUCCCACAUGCCUGGCCCCGAUCGGAGCCGGAGGGACCGUGUGGGGUCGCCAACGCGGUCCCCCCACCCGGAGGUGGGAGACCUGAACUGCCUGUUGAUCAACGAGGAGGGGUACCUGCAGGACUCCAGUGUCUUGUCCCCCGAACAUGGUGUCCCAGAGUCGGGUAACAGAGCCGGCCACAGGGGUCUAACCUCCAUCCACUCUGGAAGCUCAGCCCACAACAACAACACAGAGAGCCUGUAUGGUGCCGCUGACGACUUUGGACACUCUCUAAACCUCAGAGAUUGUUCACAAGAGCAAUUAACAGGAGGUGGAGGAACGGGAGGAGGGGGGAAGCGUCACGCCUGUAAUCAGUGCACCUUGACCUUCCCAGACUCUGGCUCCCUCGAGGCCCACAAGCAAACACACAAAACUGGUAGAGGGUCUGGGCCUCCAUACUCCUGCACCCAGUGUGGUAAAACCUUCAUCCAGGCCUGCAACCUCAAGGUCCACCAGCGUGUCCACCAGGCCGAGGGACUCCACCUCUGCAGACACUGUGGCAAGGGCUUCACCUCCUUCUCCGACCUGAAGAGGCACAAGUGCAGCCAGACGACAGACAAGCCCUACUGCUGCUCCAUCUGUGGGAACAAAUUCAGUCGGCUCUGGAACCUCAAGCUGCACAGGCGCAUUCACACGCAGGAGAAACCCCACCGCUGCACUAUGUGUGACAAGAGCUUCGCUCGGGCGGACAAUUUGAAGGUGCACCAGCGCACCCACACUGGGGAGAGACCGUACUGCUGUGCUGUGUGUGGACUCAGCUUCAAACAACUGAACCAUCUGAAGUGGCACCAUCGCAAACAUAGGGUGGAUCUCCUGGCCUGAGCAGUGGUCUAGAAAACUAUUUUUUUGAUAAAUUGUUCAUUAAUAAGGACACUGAAAAUAUGAACUGUUGGAAAUCUAUCAAUGUGUUGAAUAAGAAUUAAUGUCUUACAUUAUGGACUGUCUAUGAAUUGUCUGUCAUAAUGAUCAUCCCAACCUACCAAACAUUUGAAUGAUGGGGCAUUCAUGUGCUCUUUGGAAGUCGGAAGUCUGACAUGAUUGUGUUCAAGUGGAUUUGAAGCCCCGGACCAAUUCUUUAACCAAUUAUAUUUUUGUUAGCUUGAUUGCCUGCUAAUGAUGCUAAUAAUAAAGUUAGCUAGUUUUCUUAA
Messenger RNA from Coregonus clupeaformis (lake whitefish), 2705 nucleotides. Its product is annotated as zinc finger protein 205. The transcript has 4 exons. The coding region runs from base 610 to 2379 and encodes 589 amino acids. Gene Ontology annotation, biological process: regulation of transcription by RNA polymerase II. NCBI's taxonomy places the organism in Eukaryota, Metazoa, Chordata, Actinopteri, Salmoniformes, Salmonidae. The record is from RefSeq and is a predicted model, not a curated record. Gene Ontology annotation, molecular function: DNA-binding transcription factor activity; RNA polymerase II cis-regulatory region sequence-specific DNA binding.